Molecule: messenger RNA, 844 nt
Organism: Jaculus jaculus (lesser Egyptian jerboa)
Lineage: Eukaryota; Metazoa; Chordata; Mammalia; Rodentia; Dipodidae
Gene: Calml4
Product: calmodulin like 4
Exons: 5
Coding region: 101-670 (189 amino acids)
Cellular component (GO): myosin II complex
Molecular function (GO): calcium ion binding
Source: RefSeq, a predicted model, not a curated record
UCCUGGAGCACAUUCCUCAGAAUCAACCUGCCAGCCUAGCGGGCAUCCACAGUACACGGGAGGCUGGAAUCUGACCCCGGUGGCAUGGGGCCCGGUCUCCAUGGCAGCCGAGGAUUUAUUACCAGGGCCUCCACCCAGCCUCACGGACUUUCAACUCGAAGCCAGAGAACCAAACACAGUCCUGAAAGAAUUGAGCACCCACCCCGCCAUGGCCAAGUUCCUUUCCCAAGACCAAAUUAAUGAGUACAAGGAAUGCUUCUCCCUGUACGACAAGCAGCAGAGGGGGAAGAUAAAGGCCACAGAUCUCCUAGUGUCCAUGAGGUGCCUGGGGGCCAGCCCGACACCAGGGGAGGUGCAACGGCAUCUGAAGACGCACGGCGUAGACAAACACGGAGAGCUGGAUUUCUCCACUUUUCUGACCAUCAUGCACACACAAAUCAAACAAGAGGACCCAAAGAAAGAAAUUCUCCUGGCCAUGUUGAUGGCGGACAAGGAGAAGAAAGGAUACAUCAUGGCCUCCGAGCUGCGGUCCAAGCUCAUGAAACUGGGGGAGAAGCUCACCCACAAGGAAGUGGACGAGCUUUUUAAGGAAGCAGGAAUCGAAGCAAACGGCCAGGUGAAAUAUGAAGAAUUCAUCCAAAAGAUCACCCUUCCUGUUCAGGACUACUGACAAGUGUGCCAGACAGCCUCCUGGGCCUGAAAACCUGGAUUGCUUGUUACAAAAAAUAAAAUUUAAAAAAAGAAACGCAGCAGGGUUGGAGUGAUGGCUUAGCAGUUAAGGCGUUUGCCUGCAAAGCCAAAGGACCUCGAUUCGAUUCCCCAGGACCAUGGAAGCCAGAUGCAC